Molecule: messenger RNA, 787 nt
Organism: Daldinia decipiens
Lineage: Eukaryota; Fungi; Ascomycota; Sordariomycetes; Xylariales; Hypoxylaceae
Product: DUF1857-domain-containing protein
Exons: 3
Coding region: 108-620 (170 amino acids)
Source: RefSeq, a predicted model, not a curated record
ACCGAAGACACUGAAGGUUAAAUAGAAGAAAUGAUUUGCUAAGCUACCUAGGUACCUAAUUUGUUUGCAAUAAUACCCCCGACAUCGAGUCCCUAAAGAAAAAAGAAAUGGUCACCUUCAACCUCGCCUAUACGGCUCCUAUCAAUCCUUCCGGCGCCUUGCCCGCCCUCACGAUUCCCCAGAUCUGGGCGGGUCUAGAGCGCAAAGUUCGGCGCGCACAGGACUUCGUGCCCAUCAUCGAGGAGUGCAAUGUGCUGUCCGAAGAGACAUCGCAGGAGACGGGAAACCUGACGGUUGUACGCGAGGUCCGGUUCGCGGCAGGCCAGGAGCCAGAUAGUGGUAGCGGAGGCAGACUGGUCAAGGAGAUAUGCACGCACUACCCUCCAUGCCGUGUCGACUUCGGACAACCGGACGGAAGCAAGAUCUCGAACAUUGUUAGCGAAGGACCCGAUGGAGAGUUGCUUAUGACGUAUGCGUUUGAGUGGAGAUACCCAGGUGUCAAGCAGGGGAGCGAGGAGGCGAAGAAGUUAGAGGAGAGAAGCUGGAAGACAGCGAAGAUGGCUGUCCAAGGUACUAUUGACACUGUACGUCGACUAGUCAAUGACGGCGAAAUACAGUAAUGGAUGACCCCCAUUUGAGGUGUUUAGGGAGUUCGCAUAUCAUGAUAGUCGUCCGAGUCUGCCUCUAUCAUACGACGCUAAUGGAGAAUUAAAAAUGGUUAAAACCUAUUUGCCUAUUCGCUAUGAAUUUCUCACGUCUUAGGUACCUAAAUUGACAUACCACGGGC